GGUGCGGAAGGGGGGCAAGAAACACGUAGCGACAGCUCCUCCUCUUCUUGUACGCACAUGUUAUGCGGCCUCUCUCUGGCAGGAGACAUAACAGCAACGUAAACAGGCAACCGUGAAUAGAGAGGGGAGAAAACGCUCGUCUCAGAGGGAACUCUAUGAUGCAAAUCAUUUUUUUAAAUUUCGUUUUCCAAUAUGUCACCUACAUGUAGCUUGACAUAACAUUCUGGACUGGUGAACCAAACGGAGAAGAGGAAAGCUCCGCGCGCCGUUUUAUCAUUUGGAUUCUUUUUUAUGUUGGUUGAUUUGUUUUCUUAAUUGGGAGAUGCGGAGAGUCUCCGCUACUCAUCUUCAAACCUGCACAGAGUAAAUUUGUAUUCUGGAGUGGAGGGGAGGUAUUUUGAGACUGUCGAAUGCUGAAAUCUCACUCCCUGGCUUGGUGGCGGACACAUCGGAACCAAGAGCAACAUAGCCUGGCCGUUUGGUACGUUUUUAUUUUCAAGCAGAAAUGGUAGAAAGAAUAGAUGGUCAUAGAAAAAAUAUAUAUCACGACGGAGACAAAAUUCAUAAUCUUCAUUGUUAGUUGCGAAUUACUGCUCUUAUUGAGAAUGAAUGAUAUCCAGGAAAGGUUCUCCAUUGGCAGAUGAUAAGUAGUGAGGAGAACACGUGUCCAAUUUCCCCUCAUUUUUCCCUCCCUGAUCUGGAUUUUCAACUUGUCACGUCAACAAGGAAAAGCCUGAGAAAAUAAAGGACAGAAGCGCAAGUGGCUUUUUCUUUUCUUUUUUUCUUCUGAUGGACAUCUUGGCUUUUAGAUCCGAGGAGAAUAGUUAUAAUAUUCUCCCAUCGGCGGCAACGAUGCUUUUCCAUGGCCUCCCCGGAGGCGACGUGCACGGCGUGGUGGAAGAAAUAGACCGGAGAGGAAAGAGCGAGUCAGCGGCCAUCAGCUCAGCUAUCGAUAUGGGCGAGUCGGAGACGGCCAUGCCGUGCCUGACAACGGAGCGCGUGGCCCUGUGCGCAGGCUGCGGCAGGAAGAUUGCGGACCGCUACUACCUGCUGGCCGUGGACAAGCAGUGGCACAUGCGCUGCCUCAAGUGCUGCGAGUGCAAACUCAACCUGGAGUCGGAGCUCACCUGCUUCAGCAAGGACGGCAGCAUCUAUUGCAAGGAAGACUAUUAUAGAAGAUUUUCGGUGCAGAGAUGCGCUCGGUGCCAUCUCGGCAUCUCUGCCUCGGAGAUGGUGAUGCGGGCCCGGGACCUGGUCUACCACCUCAACUGCUUCACCUGCACUACCUGCAGCAAGAUGCUGACCACCGGGGACCACUUUGGCAUGAAGGACAGUCUGGUGUACUGUCGGCUACACUUUGAGACUCUCAUCCAGGGAGAUUAUCAGACGCAUUUUAAUCACACGGACGUGGUGCCACACAAAGGCCUGGGCCCGGCCAACACGCUCGGACUAUCCUACUUCAACGGCGUGGGGACAGUGCAGAAAGGCCGGCCCAGGAAGAGGAAGAGCCCUGGGCCCGGAGCGGAGCUGGCAGCAUAUAACGCAGCGUUGAGCUGCAACGAGAACGACAGCGAGUCCAUGGAUAGGGACUCCCAGUAUAGCUCCAGUCAGAAGACGAAGCGCAUGAGGACGUCCUUCAAGCACCACCAGUUGAGAACAAUGAAGUCCUACUUUGCCAUCAACCAUAACCCAGACGCCAAGGACCUCAAGCAGCUUGCCCAGAAGACAGGUCUCACCAAGCGGGUCUUACAGGUCUGGUUCCAGAACGCUCGGGCCAAAUUCAGGAGGAAUCUUCUCCGACAAGAAAGCACCGGUGCAGACAAGACCUCUGACGGCUCCACGCUGCAGGGCGGCACGCCGUCAGGACCGGCCUCUGAAAUCUCAAAUGCUUCCAUGAGCCCCUCCAGCACCCCCACCACCCUGACAGACUUGACCAACCCCACCAUGCCCACAGUCACCUCUGUGCUCACCUCAGUGGCAGGCGGCAUGGACGUCCACGAGUGUAGGAGCCCGUCACAGACCACACUGACUAGCCUUUUCUGAUGGACGGAGCCUGACCGCAACCACCCCUUCCAUCGCUACACCCUGCUGUAUCGAAAACAAAGUUGACACCUUUGAACGUUAAGAUUAGAAAAGCAAAAGAAACAUUUUUCUUUUUAAAAAGAGAGAAGGUUCAACAUUUUCUCUGAGCCCUUUGGAGACUUUGCAAUGAAGCAGCCAAGCCUCACAGAUGGGACUCUUGUUGUUAUGUAGAUGUUGUCUUGUUGAGAACUGAGAAGACUUGAUUUGCAUUUUUCAAUGUUUACAGAAAGUGACAAAGGGGAGAAAAAAAAAUGCUUAAUUUUUGGAAUUCAUUUUCCAACUCAGUAUUUAUGUUGUUGUACCAGAGUCGUCGUUAGAUGGGUUGUCCUUUUUUUUUCUUUGGGAAAAUCGGAGAUUAAAUACAGGUUACAAUACCCU
Hippocampus comes (tiger tail seahorse) is the source of this 2460-nucleotide messenger RNA. It is a transcript of the gene lhx2b, whose product is annotated as LIM homeobox 2b. Gene Ontology annotation, molecular function: RNA polymerase II transcription regulatory region sequence-specific DNA binding; DNA-binding transcription factor activity, RNA polymerase II-specific. NCBI's taxonomy places the organism in Eukaryota, Metazoa, Chordata, Actinopteri, Syngnathiformes, Syngnathidae. The transcript has 5 exons. The record is from RefSeq and is a predicted model, not a curated record. Bases 790 to 2043 code for a protein of 417 amino acids. Gene Ontology annotation, biological process: regulation of transcription by RNA polymerase II; neuron differentiation. Gene Ontology annotation, cellular component: nucleus.